Fusarium sp. VM40 is the source of this 1671-nucleotide messenger RNA. The record is from the annotation of a GenBank genome assembly. Lineage: Eukaryota; Fungi; Ascomycota; Sordariomycetes; Hypocreales; Nectriaceae.
AUGUCGACCUCGUCCACUCAGGACCGACCUUACACCAUGGAGCCUGGCGUUACAGCACCCAAGAAGACCAUCUGGCAGUCGAUUCGCGAGAAUCCCAAGGUUAUCUUUAUUGCUUUCUUUGCCUCAUUGGGAGGAUUCGAGUAUGGAUACCAACAGGGUGUCCUCGGACAAUCCCUCGUCAUGACCCGAUUCACACAGAACUUCCCCUCUGUCGUCGAAUCUUCAUCAGCCACAGGAUGGCUCACAUCCAUCCUCCAGCUAGGAGGUAUCCUGGGCUCCUUAUCCGCCGGAGUUUCCAGCGAGAUCAUCUCCCGAAAAUACACCAUGUUCAUCGCCUGCCUCUGGGUUGUCCUCGGCAGCUACCUCUACGUCGGCGCCACAGCCGGAAACCCUUCUCUUCUGUACGCCGGCAGAUUCUUCACUGGUGUCGGUGUCGGUCUUUUCAGCGGCGUAGGACCUUUGUACAACGCUGAGCUCUCUGCACCUGAGAUGCGAGGUCUGCUUGUUUCCUUCUAUCAGCUCGCUACCAUUCUGGGCAUUAUGCUUUCUUUCUGGGUUGGUUACGGCUGCAACUACAUCGGCGGAACCGGCGAUGGACAGUCCGAUCUCGCCUGGCGUCUACCUUCCAUCAUCCAGGGAAUCCCCGCUGCGAUCCUCGCGGUCGGCAUCUGGUGGAUGCCCUUCUCCCCCCGAUGGCUCGUCAAGGUUGACAGAGAUGAGGAAGCCAAGUCCACAUUGGCAUGGAUGCGAAAGCUCCCCGUCGACCACGACCUAAUCCAGAUUGAGUACCUCGAGAUCAAGGCCGAGGCUGUUUUCGAGCAAAAGGUUUUCGCCCGCGAUUUCCCUCAUCUUGCCGAGAAGAACAAGAACCGAUUCAGACAGCAGGUUGCUCAAUACGUCAUGUGCUUCAAGUCGAUGGACAACCUCAAGCGAGUCUGCACUGCUUGGCUUAUUAUGUUCUUCCAGCAAUGGUCUGGCAUUGACGCUAUCAUCUACUACGCUUCCAACGUCUUUAUCAGCCUAGGUCUCACUGGUGGAACCAUCGCCCUACUCGCUACAGGUGUCACAGGUGUCGUUUUCCUGAUCAGCACCAUUCCUGCUAUGCUGAUCAUUGAUCGCGUUGGUCGCAAGCCCCUCCUUCAGAUUGGAUCCAUCGUCAUGGGCGCCAGUAUGGUCACAGUCGGAAUUAUCGUCGCUAAGUACCGCCACGAUUGGCCUAACCACGUCGCUGCCGGCUGGUCUGCAGUUGCUCUCAUUUGGGUAUACAUCGCUGGCUUUGGUGCUACAUGGGGCCCCGUCUCCUGGACUCUCGUCUCCGAAAUCUUCCCCCUAUCGAUCCGCGCCAAGGGAGCUUCCAUCGGAGCAUCCAGCAACUGGGUCAACAACUUCGCCAUCGCCUUUUUCGUUCCUCCCAUGCUUGAGGCUUGGGCGUGGGGAACCUACAUCUUCUUUGCCGGUUUUCUCUUUGUUGGUAUCCUCUGGGUGUGGUUCUUCCUGCCCGAGACCAAGAAUGCUUCUCUCGAGGAGAUGGACCGUGUUUUCAAGAGCCGUGCUGGAGAGCAAGAUGCUGAGCUUCUUCGAGAGGCUCAGGCCGAGGUUGGCCUGCUUGGUGCCCCUGGACGACGACCUUCUUACGAGAAGGAGGGAAAGAAGCACGUUGAGGAGUUGUGA